Molecule: messenger RNA, 3677 nt
Organism: Lemur catta (Ring-tailed lemur)
Lineage: Eukaryota; Metazoa; Chordata; Mammalia; Primates; Lemuridae
Gene: VRK2
Product: VRK serine/threonine kinase 2
Exons: 13
Coding region: 215-1744 (509 amino acids)
Biological process (GO): signal transduction; peptidyl-serine phosphorylation
Cellular component (GO): nucleus; cytoplasm
Molecular function (GO): protein serine/threonine kinase activity; ATP binding
Source: RefSeq, a predicted model, not a curated record
GCACGGCGGGACGGCGGGAGAGCCGACACCCGGUCAGUCAGCUCCGGCCCGGCGGUUCCGGGGGUCGGGGCGGGACCCCAGCAGGUCCCCGGCCUGCCCUCCGCCUGUGUGGCCGCGCCCCAGGCCCGGGGAAGGGCUGCCGUCGGAGUGGGCCUCCGGGGCGGGGUCGUUGCUUCAGUGGUCGGUUCCCGACUGUUCCCUAACUCAGAAAGUGAUGCCACCAAGAAGAAAUGAGAAAUACAAACUUCCUGUUCCACUUCCAGAAGGGAAGGUUCUGGAUGACAUGGAAGGCAAACAGUGGGUACUGGGCAAAAUGAUUGGCUCUGGAGGAUUUGGAUUGAUAUACUUAGCUUUCCCCACAAAUAAACCAGACAAAGAUGCAAGACAUGUAAUAAAAGUGGAAUAUCAAGAAAAUGGCCCAUUAUUUGCAGAACUUAAAUUUUAUCAGAGAGCUGCAAAAAAAGACUGUAUCAAAAAGUGGGUAGAACUCAAACAGCUUGAUUAUUUAGGAAUUCCUACAUUUUAUGGAUCUGGUCUCACUGAAUUCAAGGGAAAGAGUUACAGAUUUAUGGUAAUGGAAAGACUAGGAAUAGAUUUACAGAAGAUCUCAGACCAGAAUGGUACCUUUAAAAAGUCAACCGUCCUGCAGCUGGGUAUCCGAAUGUUGGAUGUACUGGAAUAUAUACAUGAAAAUGAAUAUGUUCAUGGUGAUAUAAAAGCAGCAAAUCUACUUUUGGGUUACACAAAUCCAGAUCGGGUUUAUCUUGCAGAUUAUGGACUUUCCUACAGAUAUUGUCCCAGUGGGAACCACAAACAGUAUCAGGAAAAUCCUAGGAAAGGCCAUAAUGGGACAAUAGAGUUUACUAGCUUGGAUGCCCAUAAGGGAGUAGCCCUGUCCAGACGAAGUGACGUUGAGAUCCUUGGCUACUGCAUGCUGCGGUGGCUGUGUGGGAAACUUCCCUGGGAACGGAACCUGAAGGACCCUGUGGCCGUGCAGACUGCUAAAACAAAUCUGUUGGAUGAGCUCCCUGAGUCAGUGCUAAAAUGGGCUCCUUCUGGAAGCAGUUGCUGUGAAAUAGCCCAAUUCUUGGAAAGUGCUUAUCGUUUAGCAUAUGAUGAAAAGCCAAACUAUCAAGUACUCAAGAAAAUUCUGAACCCAGGUGCAAUACCUUUAGGACCACUGGAGUUUUCCACUAAAGGACAGAGCAUAAAUGUACAUGCUCCAAACAAUCAAAAAGUUGAUUCACAAAAGGCUGCAACAAAGCAAGUCAAUCAGAUGCAAAAUAGGUUAACGGAAAAAAAAGUCCACAGUGAGAGAAGUGCUGAGUCCUGUGCAACAGGGAGGAAAGUGCAAAAGGAGGAGAAGCUCACUGGACUGAUGAACAAUGAAGCAACUCAGGAAAGCACAAGGAGAAGACAAAAAUAUCAAGAGUCUCAAGAAAUUCUGAAUGAAGUAAACCAUUUCCCACAAAAAUUCAGCUAUAUACAAUUCCCAAAUUCGUUUUAUGAACCUCAUCAGGAUUUUUCUAGUCCAGACGUAUUCAACAAGUCAAGAUCUCCAUCUUGGUAUGAACACACUCCCACAAUGAGUACAAGGAUCACGGACUUAGAAAGUUCUACAGGACUGUGGCCUACAAUUUCCCAGUUUACUCUUAGUGAAGAGACAAAGGCAGAUGUAUAUUAUUAUGGCUUCACCACACUUGUCCUUUUGGUGUUAGUAUGUCUUGCUUUAUAUUUUCUCUGAAGAUAGCAAAUAUCCUUUUAAUAAUUUUUAAAGUUUCUAGUUCUUCAUGGAAAUGUUACAUUUUUGUUUCAGGGUUUCCUCCCAGACAUUCUCAAGGUAAUUGGCUUAAAAAAGAGAAUAUAUCUUAAUAAAGACACUCUAAAAAAUAAAAUUGCCUUAUACUAGAAAUACACAGUUUGGAAAAUACUUUUCUAAAGUUUAGAUCAUCUAGGAAAUCUAGAAAAGGAGUUUAAUUUUUUUAUCAAAGAAAAUUUGUAAAUUAAAGUAUUAAUGCUAAGGACAAUUUAUUUUACAGAAAACUUCCUACUAUUUUUUAAAAGAAAGUAACGUGUUUCAAAGGUUUUAGAUAAACUGACAUACUGUACAGGUAUCUAUCUUAUAAAACACAUUAUUAAAAGCUGGGCACAUUUUCUGAAAUGUGAUUAACAAUUUGCUUACCUUACUACAAUAUGGGCAUUCACCAAAUAUGAUGUUAAAACUCUGUCUACUAGUCAGUAGUCCUCUCAACCACUGAAGAUUUUUAAAAGAUAAAGAAAAGGAACAGUGUCAGUAUAAUUACAAAUUAGAUACUCCAAAUGUCAUUAAGUGCACUAUAUUUUUAUUCCAGAUUUACUUUCUUAAUUUUGUUUUGUAAGACUAAGGAGUAUAUUUCCUGAGCCAAUACCAGAUAUUAGUAUGCUGAAUAACAAGGGGAAAGCAACAUGGAAUUUGAGAUCUAAACCACUGGUUUAUAACCAAAUUAUGGGCCCCUUUAAGAAUGUGAUGAGUUAUGCCCUUUCUCUACCCGCAAAGCAGAUAUAUACAAAAAUAAUGUAUACAAGUUCCUGGGGUUCACAGACCUUCCCUAAAUCACAAAUUAAGAACUCCUACAGUAAAAGAUACCAUAGGCUCCUGAAAAUUUAGGUCUUAGUUCUAGUCUUAAUCACUAACAGUGGGUUAAUUCUCAAUCCAUUGAUUACAAACAUGAGGCAGUCAAUUCUAAAAAAAUUAAAUGAAUAUUAAUUACUACAAAAGAAACCACAUGUUCCCUAGGUGUAAUUAGACCUGAUAUUUUAUGAUAUUAUAUAAGGUAAAUUUGAUGUCUCUCCCUAAGUUCUCCAUUGGUAAAGUACAGAUAGUUCCACCUGCUAUCUCUAAAAAGGUGAUAUUACAGAAGACACCAAAAACAUAACAACUGCAAGGUGUUUUGUAUAUAGAGCACAGAGCUAUUUAAUAUAUCAACUGUGCCCUAAGAUGAGUGCUGUAGAGGGCAAAUGACUAAAGACAGGAAUGAAAGCAGACUUCACACAUAGUAAAUAAAUAGUUAAUGGCAUUGCCUGAGAGUACCAUAAGAUGUUCAGAUCACAAAAGGCAUUUUUUUAUAAUAUCAAAAGUAGGAUUAUUGCAUCUAUUCUAUACUUACAUAUAUCCUGAAAAGUAACAAGGUACUACAUGAUUGCUAAUUCCCUUUCACGUUAUUGCUACCACCACUCCCACGUGGAUGAAUCGACAGUUUAAAUUGUGGUAACAUGAGAUAUUUAUGGAAAAAUUCCAAUGUACCAUCAGUUUAACUUAUGUGUCAAUAAGCUAGUCCAUGAAUAUAUUCGGGAUAGAUUUUCCCCCUUGGAUACUUGAGAACAUUUCUUCACUCAUUAGUAACUAUAAUGAAAAAAUGAAGCACAUGAGCAUCCGGAAUAAACUAGUAAAUAGCAAAAGAGGGGAUCGCUAUUGACUUAAGCAGAUUUUAAAUUCUGUAUGUUCUGAAUAUGCAUACUUCCUACGUUGUGUUAGCUGUAAAAAGUGUUGUUGAUGUUAUCUUUUACCUCAUAUAAGCAUAUUUGAUGGAAAGGUUGUCCACACUGGGAAUUAUCACACACUUGAUCAGGAAUGGCACCAUCAAGUUGAUAGGCAUAACAAAUUCCACAAUCCAUAGUAAAAUCCUUCAAAAGAAAAA